UCGAGUGAGAGUUGUUUGAGUAUGAAAUGAAUAUUUAAUAAUCAACUGUAUUUAAUGUAUCUGACAUUUAAAAAAAAAAAGUCUCACGAAAGAUUUACUUCUUAUACUUGUAUACAUGUUUUAGCAUUUACCUAAUGUUUAUAACAGCCUUAUUAAACAGCUUUUUUAAUUGUUAAAGUUAAUGAGUAAUCUCAGCAAAAAGGCGGUUAUUUUUGUUAAUAGUUGUUAAAAAGGUCAAAUGGACAAUGCACUCUGUACUUACCAUAAUUUUAUUUAAAAUAUGAUUUUUAAAAAGCAGGCAUUUAAAUUAGUAGAUACUUACUUUGUACACUCAGCUAGUACUGUCAAUUUUAAUUUAAUGUUAUGGCUAUUUUUGUCAAUAUUUAAUUCAAAUAUGGUAUUGGUGAUUACACAUAAUCUAACUGUGGGAUUGUUUCCGACAAUUAUAGACCUAGCAAUGUUCAAACCAAUUAAUUCUUCUAGUAAUUGUGGUGUCAAUAAAACUGAAACUAAUUAUUGUAUGUCCUCUAUUGAAGAAGAAAGUGUAAAAACAUGCACUAUUAAAAAAUGUCUUUUAGAGUGUUGUGACAAAUGUGGAAUGUUUAGUCCGCCUUACAAAGAUUUAAGUAAAGAUGGUAUUUUAUCUGGUGGUGUUUUUAUAUCUUCUGAUCUUCAACCAUCAAGUAAUUUAUUCGAAAGUUCUUACAACUUUCAGAAUGGUGGCUUCAUUACAAGCAAAAUUUCUUUAUCUACUACUAAUUUUACGUUUACCUCAUGGGUAAAACAAAGCAUGAGGAAUAUAGGGGUUGUAUUUGAAAAAGAAAACUCAUUUAGAAUUAUCUUACAAGAAUACUCAGUUUCAUUUUUAUACUAUACUAAUAAUUCUACUGGGACAAUUCAUUUUAAAAAUAUAGACAUUGAGCAAGAAAAAUGGUAUCACUUUGGUUUCAGAGUUUGCGGCAUUGAAGUAGAUUUAUUUAUUGAUAGUAUUUUUGUUCGUUCAGAAACACUUUUGCAAACUAUGCGGAAUACUACUAGUGUUCUUAUAGUUGGGCAAAGUAGCUUAGGUAAUGGCCAGUAUGUUGGUCUGCUUCAAGAUAUUCGAUAUUAUCAGAAAGGACUAACAAAUCGAGAAAUUAUUGAAGCAAUGACUGGACUUCUUCCAGAAAUACCUUAUACUUACUGCCAUUGUCCAGAAACACAUCCACGCCUAGCUCCCAGCAAUUAUUUUUAUUGUAUGAAAAAUGAUGCUAACUCUAAUGACAUGGUUUUAAGAUUGAGUGAAAACUCACACCCUCCAGAGUAUUUAGUAGAUGGUCUGGUUUCUUACUGGAUAUCUGAAAUGGUACCUCAAGUAACAUUGACAAUUGAUCUGAAAUAUGCCAAUAUGCAGGUUUAUCUUGUAAAUAUACUAUUUUACAGUCCACCACCACAAGGCAUAGUAAUUGAGCGAUCUACUAAUUUUGGAAUUUCUUUUCAACCAUGGCAAUAUUAUGCAUUAGAUUGCAUCUCUACAUUUGGCAUGGAAAAUAAUGGCCAACUUCUUCUUCCAAAUUCAGUUAACUGUUUGCAGAUAUCAAAUCCUAAGCCAUCAUGGGAAAAUAUGAUGUUUGAAACAACUUUACCAGGACCAGAAAAACUUCAAAGACCAUUUGGUGUUCCUGGAUGUUUAGAUUUCAACUGUUCCCCACUCUGGGUAGAGUUUGUCAGAGCCACAAAUGUGCGUAUAAAGUUAUCAGGACACACUUUAGUUAAUGAUUCAAAUCAUCAAUACUUUGGUGUUCGAAGAAUUGUUAUUGGUGGAACAUGUGAUUGUCAUGGUCAUGGUUCUGAUUGCACAUACUUAGACAAUGCCAAGCCAUACCCAAAAUAUAUCUGUGCAUGUGAUCCAAGAACAUUUACUGAAGGAGAGCAGUGUGAUCGAUGUUUACCAUUAUAUAAUGACAAGCCUUUUUUGAGAGGUACAAUUUUCAAAGCAAACCCAUGUAAGAAAUGUCAGUGUAAUAAUCACGCAGACUCUUGUUCUUACUAUUGUUCACUUGAUGCAAAUUUCAAUAGUAGAAAUUCUGCUGGUGGAGGAGUUUGUAAUUCCUGUAAACAUAAUACUAUGGGAAGAUAUUGUGAGAACUGUAAGCCAUUGUACUACAGACCAAAAGGAAAAAAUAUUUCUUCAAUUGAUGUGUGUCAACCAUGUAACUGUGUUGGGCCUGGAGUUGUAUUUGGAAAUCAUAAUUGUCAACAGGAUGAUAGUACACCAGGUAUUGAAGCUGGUCAAUGUAACUGUAAAAAGUAUGCUACUGGACUCCAGUGUACUGAAUGUGAAGCAGGUUAUUUCCAACUUUCUGCCACUAAUUUGGAAGGUUGUACACAAUGUAAUUGUGAUACAGCUGGAACUGUUAGCGGUCAAAUAACUUGUCACAUUUCAUCUGGUCAAUGUGUAUGUAAACAAAAUGUGAUAGGUGUCACAUGCUCAAAAUGUCAAAAAGGUUAUUAUGGAUUGAGUAGUUUAAACCCACUUGGCUGUUAUCCUUGUAACUGCAACCCAUUUGGAUCUUUAGCGCCUGAUGAAUGCAAUUCACUAACUGGCCAGUGUACUUGUAAAGAUAAAUUUGAAGGGAGAGCAUGUGAUCGAUGCGCCCAAGGGUUUUUUGGCCCAAAUUGUCAACCUUGUGCUUGUAAUAUAAAUGGAACUAUGGAUGGCACUCAAUGUAACAAAGAUACUGGUCAAUGUUUUUGUAAACAGUAUGUAACUGGCACUGAGUGUAAUACAUGUCUUCCUGGUUUUUUUAAUUUAAGCAAAACUAAUUUUGAAGGCUGUAGUCCAUGUAAUUGUGUUAUUCAAGGAACGAUUUUAAACAAAGGAGAAUGUUAUCCAAAUAAUGGCUCUUGUCUUUGUAAAAAAUAUGUUACUGGCAGAACUUGUAACUUAUGUAAAGCUGGAACAUUUGGUUUAACUGAUCUAAAUGAAGAAGGUUGUGCUAAAUGUAAUUGUGAUUCAAGAGGAACCUGGGGUGGAGAUGUAACACCAAAAGGUGAGUUAAACUGCAGCUCUGUUGGUCAAUGCAAUUGUCGUCCAAAUGUUACAGAUACAAGAUGUAAUAAAUGUAUUGAUGAAUUUUAUUGGAAUUCUGCUGGUUUUGGUUGUUUACCCUGUGAAUGUAAUCUAAUGAGCUCAUUAUCAAAUGUAUGUAAUAACAAUGGAAGUUGUGAAUGUAAACCAAAUAUUGGAGUUGACGGGAUGAGAUGUGACAAGUGUGCAAAAGGAUAUUUUAAUUUUUCUAACGGAAAAUGCUCACCUUGUAAAUGUAAUAAUGCAGGUAGCUUAUUUCAACUUUGUGAUGAUUAUGGAAAUUGUACACAAUGUAAGGCAAAUGUGGUAGGUAUGAAAUGUGAUGUAUGCAAACUUGGAACCACCUCACUAGAAGAUCGAAAUCCAUAUGGGUGCAGUGGAGCUCCUAGUCAACAAGGUGCCCCAUUUGUAUUAUUCCAAACAUCACGAUUGAUAAAUAUUGGUUGGUUUCCACCAGAUAAUUUAAAUGGGAUACUUAUUAAGUAUGAACUUUACAGAGACAGAACAAAGAUAUUUGUAGGAUUAGAUAAUAAUUAUACUGACAAUAAUCUUAAACCAUAUACCUAUUACUCAUACAAUGUUAUUUCAUACACAGCAGGUGGCUCAAGUGUUAGUGAUAAUGGUGUGUUUCGUACAUCUAGUGAUAUACCUGUAGGAGUACAUCCUGUACAAGUAUCUGAGAUUAAAGGUCGUUCUCUUAUUGCUACAUGGCAGGAACCAGAUUUUCCUAAUGGAGUUAUACUAGAAUAUAUUUUAGAAUCAACCUCAAAUUUUUCAAAUACAAUUACACAAUACAUUGGUUUUGGAUUUUUUAAGCUAGUGACUGGUCUAUCACCAUAUACAACUUAUAACUUUACAUUAAAGGCAUGUACUGAUAAAGGUUGUUCUUCAAGUGUGCCAAUAUCUAUUAUAACUCUUUUUACUGCUCCUGAUAGCCAGCCUGCCCCACAUUUGCUCCCAUUGCCAGGAGGAACAUCUGUAAUUGUGUUUUGGGAUGCUCCUGAAAAACCCAAUGGUCAAAUACAGUUUUAUGAAAUCUUUAUAAGAACAGAACCAUUUUUAGGUGAUGGAAAUUUGAUUGCAUCAAAUUUGAGUAUUAAUAAUCUAACCUUUAAAGUUGAAAAUUUGAAGCCAUUUUUAUAUUAUGAGUUUCGUGUGGUAUCUUACACUUCAAUAUUAAAUAGUGUUUCAAGCAAUUGGAGCAAAAUAAGAACUUCUGAAGGAGUUCCUGCAGGAGAAAAUGCAAUUUAUCCAUUUGCUGAAGCAAUAAAUAGUACUGCUGUAAAAGUAAUAUGGAAUGAGCCAUCAUCACCUAAUGGAAUUAUUGUUAAAUUUGAACUAUAUCGUUACUCAUUACCAAAUAUAGAAACACCUAUCUUAGUUAAUGUUACUAAAAAUAAAGAAUGGAUAGAUAUUGGUUUACUGAUUUACACAUUGUAUAAGUAUUCAGUUAUUGCUUGCAAUACAGUUGGUUGCACAAAUUACAGUACUUUAGUGUCUGUCAUGACAAAAUCAUCAGCACCUCAAGGGCAAAGUUCACCAAUUUCUUUGGGGAGUAACAGCACAAGCAUAGAAUUAGCCUGGAGCAAUCCUUCUAUGCCCAAUGGUCCUUUAGAAUUUAAUUUUGUUGUGGAACUGUUGCUCCCAAGUUUCAGUUACCCUCCUCCAAACGUUGAACAAGGAAUUCGAUUCCCUGGUUUUGGAUAUUAUAAACUGGAGCCAUCAUUUAUGGCAGAUGAUUCAACAACUGUAAUUCAAUUUUUUUUUAAAACAAAUUAUUUAAAUGGUUUAAUUUUUUUUGCUGCAUCCAAAGGACAAGAAGAUAUGAUAUCAAUUGAGCUUCGUGAAGGUCGACCAUGGUUUAUAUUUGAUACAGAAAGUGGUGCAACAGCAUUUACGAUUUCAACCAAUCAGACCUUUAAUGAUAAUAUGUGGCAUAAUGUUUUCGUAGAGCGCCUUUCACGUGAGGGAAAAAUUUUAGUAGACGGCAUUUAUUUUGGUUCAGGUACAGGAGGAGGUCUAAAAAAUAUAAUUGGUCAAAUUGAAGAUGUUUACAUUGGUUCAUUACCUGAAGAUUUUAAAUUAAUUCGUGUAGACAAUGGGACUGCAGUCUUAAGAAGAUUGCCUUUUAUUGGUUGUUUAAAAGAUUUCCAGUAUAAUGGAAUUCCCAUAAAGUUUAACUCAUCUAUUUCAAAGAGUAAUGUUUCACCUUUAUCUGUUUUUUGCCCUGUUUCUUUUACUUCAGGUUUAUAUUUUAAGGAUGGUGGUUAUUUAGUACUCAAGUCGUUAAUUUUAAAAGAAUUUUCUAGGUUUAAAUUUCAACUUAGAUUGAGAACUGUCAAGCAAACAGCUUUGGUUUUUUUUUCUUAUGGACAAGGUGUAAAAUUUUUCAUUUAUUUUCAAAAUGCUACAUUAUACUUGAGUUUUAAAACACCCUCUGAUUCGGGAUUAUACACUUUAAGCUCAACAUCUAUUUGCGAUGGACAGUGGCAUUUAGUAGAAGUUGAAAUUUUAUAUAAUCAACUUAAUAUGAGGAUUGAUAAUAAUCAAAGUCAAGUUGCUACAUUGCCUUCAGAUUUUUUAAUAACCUCUGAGUUAUAUCUUGGCGGAAUUCCUGAAAGCAGUUAUGCUCGUACAUUGUUAUUUUCUGAUGAUAUUAUAGAACCUUUUAGUGGUUGCAUUGAUAUGUUAAGCUUUACAACAAUUGAUUACAUUGAUUCUGUUAAAGAUUUCUAUAACAUUGAGUUUGAUGGCUGUCCUCAAACACCAAAUGAUGUUUUUGUAUGUAAAAAUUCAUUAUUAAGUGAAGUUUAUAAAGGAAAAUUGCAUUAUGCUAUUGCUAAUAAUCUACAAGACUUCACAGAGUAUUUGGUACGAGUAAAAAGUUUUAGAGAGGAUGAAGAAGGUUUUGCAAUUAGCAUGUGGAGUUCAAUUCAUACAGCUGAAGGAGUUCCAAAAAAUUUUUUGCCUCCAAAUAUUACGAAUGUUGGUGCUUAUUCUGUUAAACUUAUUUGGACUCCUCCAUUGAUCAGUAGUGGACUUAUUAGAAAAUAUGUUAUUUAUGGAUAUAUUCCAAGUGUUGGUGAAAACAUUAGUAAGAUAUUGCAGGGCGGAUUGGUAACAGAAAGUGAAGUUGAAAAUUUAAGUCCAGCAACUCUUUAUUUAUUUAAAAUUGAGGUGUUCACAGGUGGAGGAAGUACAGAAAGUAACCAGAUUAAUGUUACAACUUUACCAUCAGUUCCAGAAAUGUUCUCACCUCCAAUCAUUGAAACAUCUCCAACUUCAUUUAAUAUUUCAUGGAGACCUCCUAUCAAACCAAAUGGAGAAAUUAUUUUCUACAAAGUGGAACUCAAUGAUGUUUUAUAUUAUACUGGAAAAAGUCUAUUUUUUUAUAUUGAAAAUCUUACAGCAUACACAUUGUAUACAGUAAAGCUUUCUGCAUGUGGUUUUGUAGGUUGUGUUUCAGUAUAUGUUGAUCAAUAUACUGGUGAAACUCCACCUGAAGAUCUGAUGGGUCCAACUGUACAGGUUUUAGACAGUGUGCGAAUUGAAGUUUUAUGGUCACCACCUAAUAAACCAAAUGGAAAAAUUUUUAUGUAUCAGUUGUUUGUGUCACUUUCGAACAGUUUAAAUAACAUGAACCUGAUUAGUAAUACCACUAAAGCGAGCUUUGCUGUAAUUGUUGAGAACCUUGUUCCUGGAACCUUAUAUUUUGUUCGAGUGAAAGCAUUUAAUAAUAAAGGAAGUGUCAUUAGUAAUUCUACAGAGGUAAGAACACUUGAAAGUGCUCCGACAAAUAUUCCACCUCCUAAGGUAACACCAGUUGGUUCUACAAUUUUAUUGGUAAAAAUAUAUCCUCCAAACUCUCCUAAUGGAGUUGUAAAAAAUUAUUAUCUUUGGCAGGAUGGAGUUAUUGUUUUAAAUUGGGGUGCAUUACCAAAUGACUAUGUUGCACAAAAUCUAAAACCAUAUACACAAUAUUUGUAUCAAGUGCAAGUCUGUACUGGCAGUGGUUGUGGUUUUAGCCCAAAAGUCAUAGGUUUAACUGGACAAGAGAAGCCGAAUGGUACCAUUCAGUUAUUAGUGCAAAAUAUAACCUCUUACUCAUUAACUGCCAAUUGGACAUCGUCAGUGCAACCAAAUGGGCCAUUAAUCUAUUAUUUAAUAGUAAAAGGAAGUUUUAAUCUUAGCGGGUAUGAAACAGUUAAUAUGUCAGUGAUUUGUUUUGAAACCAAUAAUACAGAUGAAACUGCAUUAUGCACUGGUCUUCUUGCGUAUACAAUAUAUGACAUCAUAAUAAAUGCUUCUAAUAAUGCUGGUUUUAUUUUAAGUAAUUCUAUAAGUGUGAAAACUUUAUCUGAUAUUCCAGAAGGAUUUAGUUUAGAUAAUUGCUCUGUUAUCAACUCAACGAGUGUUUACCUAACCUGGAGGAAACCAUCUCGCCCCAAUGGAAAAAUACUCAGUUAUUAUUUAUAUAUACUUUUUCAACUAAAUGAUAUGGUUUCAUACAGAAAUGUUUUGAUUAAACGAGGAUUAUUCUAUGAUUAUACUUUUAUUGAUUUGUCACCCUAUUCUGUAUAUAGCUUCAAAGUAGAAGUUGAAAAUGAUUUUGCAAACUUGUCAAGCAUCUGUUACAAUGUUACAACACCUGAAGAUGUACCUUCAGACUUUGAUGCACCAAACAUAGUAACAAUUAGUUCUCGAUAUGCCAUUGCAUAUAUUUUUCCACCUGCGAAACCAAAUGGAGUAAUUAUUAGUUAUAAAAUGUUUUUAAAUUCUACUUUAAUAUUUUCAUCAUUGCAAACAGUCGUAAAUAUAACAAAUUUAAUGCCAUAUACAGUUUAUACAAUUAAUGUUGCAGCUUGCACUAUAGUGGGAUGUAUCAAGAGUAGUUCAGUCUUCAUAGAAACAUUAAUGGAUGCUCCAGAAGAUGUGUAUCCGCCAAUACUUAGUGCAAAUGGAUCUCGUUCAGUUAUUGUGCAAUGGAGAACACCUAAAUACCCUAAUGGUAUUAUUUUGUUAUACAAGAUUCAACGAGGUAAAAAUAAUUCAAGUUUACUUGAAACAGUUAACAGCACACAAAGUCAAUUUUGGAACAUUUACAUUGAUUUUAAUGUCAAACCUAACACUUUGUAUAAGUAUAGGAUAGUUGCUCAAACAGCUGUUGGGGCAAGUCAGAGUGAGUUUAGUUUAAUACAAACUCCAGAAGCAGAACCGGAAGGUAUUGAAGCACCUUUAGCAUUUCCUUUGUCCACUUACUCUAUUUUAAUUAAAUGGAAACCACCUUCCGAACCUAAUGGAAAAGUUAUAAAGUAUGUUGUGAAAAUAAACCAACAAACUAAAGAAAUAAAUGACUCAUUAGAGUAUAUAGUUACUGGGCUGCUUCCUUACAUUCUAUACUACAUUAAAAUCAGUGUUUGUACUGUUGUUGGCUGCACAGAUAGUGCAAUGACAAGUGUAAGAACUCUCCCUGCUGCUCCAUCAAAUCAACCAUCUCCAAUUGCUUCUGUUUUAUCAAGUACAAGCUUACGAGUGCAAUGGACAGAGCCAUUGUAUCCCAAUGGUCCUAUAACAGGAUUUGUUUUGUAUGGUAGAACUUUAGAAAGCUUGGUCAAUGAAAAUAUUAGUUUUCCAACAAAGUGGCAAACUCUUGUAGUUCAAGUUGCUACAGUUUUUGAUCAUCUAAAUCUUGGAAUUUUUUCAUUGCAUGAUUAUAUGGUUACAUGUAUUACUAAUGAAGGCAAUACAACUAGCAAUGUUUCUGAGACAUUUCGCACAAGGGCUGAUAUACCUCUUUUAGGUCCAAAUGUUACUGUUGUUGUAUUAAACCAUGUGAGUGUAAAUUUGUCUUGGAUUGAUCCUCCCUUAACAAAAUUAAGGGGUAAAGUAAUAAGAUAUACUGUUUAUUAUGAAAUUGUUUCAACUAAUCUUGUGAACACUUUUGGUAAUUUAUUACCAAAGAUAAAGUUUGUUGUGAUCAAUAAUUUAAAACCAAACACUGAGUACAUCUUUAAGGUUGAGUUAUUUAAUGGCGCUGGUUCAUAUAUUGGAAAUUCAACUGUAGUAAAAACAAACACUGGUGUUCCUGAAGGAUUGGGUGUGCCAGUUGUUUACAGAAUUGGUUCAUUUGAUCUUAGUAUUGCAUGGGCUCCACCACUUGUUCCAAAUGGUCUCAUAGUAAAUUAUACUGUUGUGAUCAAUAAUGAGUUGCUGGAUACUUUAUCAGGAGACCGAAAUUUCUGCAAACAAGAAAAUUUAAAACCAUACACUGUCUAUAUUAUACAGAUUCAAGUGUGUAACCAGUUUGGCUGUGCUUUAAGUAACAGCACUUUAGCUACCACACUGUCUGCAGCUCCAUCAGGAAUGGAAACUCCAUCUGUAAAAUCUUUAUCAUCAACCUCUAUUCAGAUUAAUUGGAAACCUCCUUUAAAUGUAAAUGGAGUUUUAAUAGGAUAUAAGGUUUUUCGGCGAGCUUUCCUUACCUGUUCAGGACUACUGGCAACACCAAAAAAGUGUUUGUAUAUAGAAUGCAAAAUCAAUGAAGCCAUCUGUGGAGCAAGCUGUUAUGAUCCACAACACAAUGUCUGUUGCAACCAGUUAGUUUAUAAAAAAGAUUCUCAGAAAGUUUGUUGCAAUAAUCAUUAUGCCAUCAAAAACACUACAAGCGACAUCUGUUGUGGGGACUCUCUCUAUCCUUUUCAAGUUGAUUAUCAAUGUUGUUAUGGUUAUUAUACACAUGUUCCAGAUGGAUAUGUUUGUUGUUCAGGAAAUAACGGAAUUAUUGUUGGGAUUGGUGACAGCUGCUGCAGUGAUGUUCCUUAUAGCAUAAAUGGAACUAAAGUUUGUGUUUGUGGCAACCUUUAUGACAGACAGCCAACAGCUAUCAAAUGUUGUGGAGGGAAAACAAUUUCAAUGCAAGAUGUUUGCUGUGGUGAUGAAAUUCAAGGGGUUGGUUAUGGUUUUGAUCCUUCAAAAAUGUGUUGUGGCACAAAAUAUUUAGUUUCUCAAAAUACACUCUGCUGCACUAAUAGCUUUGGAGAAGUUCAGGCAUAUAUCUUCAAUUCUUCAGCAUCCUUUGAUCAACAUAAAUGCUGUGGUACUACCUAUAUAAACUCUACUGAACUAUGCUGUAAUUAUGUUGGAUAUAACAAUGUGACUGAUAUUUGUGCUAACCUCAGCACUUAUGGUGUUACUGGGUGUGGAAAUGGUACUAGUUGUUUACGUUCUAAUAAAAUGUCCUUAUGUGACAAUUGUAACUUUAAUAAAUCAAAUUAUUCAUGUUACAUAACUAUACCUGACUAUGACCCAAUAAUCAGUUCAUUUCAAUCCAACUUAUGUCCAUCAGACUUUACAGAGAUAUUAAACAAUAGUCAAAAUGCAUCAAUAUUAACAUUCAUUGAUAACCAUCUAAUGCCUCAUACGAAGUACGAGUAUUACAUUGUUGUGUUUAAUGAUGCAGGAAAUGCUAGUAGUGCUUUAAACAUGUCUAUAACUGAAAUGGGUCAACCUGAGAACCUUGAGGCUCCUGUUCCUACUGUUUUAUCAUCUGAUAAGAUAUUUGUGAUAUGGUCUUUACCGAAUAAACCCAAUGGCCAAAUUUCAGAAUAUAUUCUCUAUAGGUUGAAGUGGUCUACUAAAGAAGAGCGACUAGUUUAUCGUGGUUUACAACUUUCAUUUUUAGAUAUGGAUGGAUUGGAGCCAUAUACUGGUUAUUUAUAUAUUUUAAGUGCAUGCACUGUCAGCUGCACUAAUAUUUCUGCCUCUGUUCUUGCAUAUACAGAGGAGGCUAUUCCUGUCGGUGUCCAAGCUCCAUUAUUACAAGCUAUAUCUUCUAAUUCUAUACAAGUGAAUUGGAGUACUCCAACAUAUCCUAAUGGAAAAAUUAUUUUUUAUAAUGUGACUAUUCUAGUUAAAGACAUAUAUAGGUCUUUGAUUCCAAAUGAUUCUAUAGGUGAAAUGAUGUCUCUCACUGUAAGUGGUUUACUACCAUAUAAUUCAUAUACUUUUAAAGUCUAUGCAUGUACAUCUAUAGGUUGUAGCAGUAGCCCCUCAGCAAGUGCAACUACUUUACAAGCUGCCCCUGAAAGUAUACUACCACCUCAGAUAACUAUUAUUAAUGCAAGAAUGGUAGAGCUUGAAUGGAGUCCACCCAAGUCACCCAAUGGUAUUAUUCUUUCUUAUGUGCUAAAAAGAAAUUUAACUGUUAUUUAUAAUGGUAUGCAACUUAACUUAAGCGAUGUUAGUGUUCUUCCAGCUACACUUUAUAUUUAUACAGUUGGGGCUUCAACGCUAGGUGGGUAUACUGAAAGUAAUAUAACAGUUGUGCGUACUCCUGAAAGUACACCCCAAGGGAUUGCACUUCCUAAUUUAUAUGCUUUGUCAUCUAGUUCCAUUAAUGUAUCAUGGAGCAUGCCUGCUUUAUCAAAUGGAAUUUUAAUCUCAUAUACUGUGUACUAUCAAGAGUCAGACAGCUUAAUUUUAAAGAAACCUGCUAGUUUAAAUUUUUCUGUCUUGAUUACCCAACUAAAAACAUUUACAUUGUACUUUGUGAGAAUUGAAGCUUGCACCAUUGUUGGAUGUGGUUCAAGUGAUAAGGCAUCAGUAAGAACACUUGAAGAACCUCCUGUAGGUCAACAAUCACCAACUCUUUUUGCAAGAGGUACUACAAUAGUUGAAAUUUCUUGGGUCCAACCUCUUUUUCCUAAUGGUAUAAUUUUAAAUUAUCAAGUUGAAAGAAGAUCAUCAAUGGUAUCAUAUAUAAUCUAUGUUGGAUUAAGAACUGACUAUAUUGAUACACAGCUUACUGCUUACACAGAGUAUGAGUACCGUGUGCGGUCAGUCAAUAGCAAAGGAGAAUCCAUUAGUGAAUGGAGUAAAGUAAGAACAUUUGAAGGAGUGCCUGAAAAUGUGCAGCCACCUUUUAUUGAAGUGUUGAACAGUUCAUCUAUCUUUGCAAAAUGGGAUCCACCAACCACCAUAAAUGGAAUACUUAUAGAGUAUUCACUACAAAUUCGUUUAUUUAGUCAGCCACAGUUAAUAGAAGAUAUAAGAUGUUGCAUUAAACCUUCUGUGACAAAAGUUCAAGUUGAUGGUCUUCUUCCCUUUACUAGUUACGAGUUCCGUGUGGUUGCCUCCACUUUUAUUGGUUCUAGUUACAGUCCAUGGGUCUUAGUUCGUCUUCCUGAAGCUCUUCCUAGUGGAAUACCAGAUUUAAUAAUAAGGCCUUUAAAUGAUACAACUAGUUUAGAAGUGUUAUGGGAUGAACCAACCUCAGGUAAUGGAAUUAUUACAAACUAUGUUGUUUUUGUUGAUACAAUCAAAGUUUAUGAAGGUAUUUCAAGAAGAACAAUACUGCGAAAAGUUUUGUCAUUUACUAAUUACACAUUUCAGUUAAAGGUUUGUAAUUCUGUUGGCUGUGUAUUUGGUUUAGAACAGAUAUAUACAACAGGAGAUAUUAAAUUAAAUAGUAUUCCUAAACCAGGAAUACUUUUUAUAAAUGCAUCAGUCAUUCUUUUAAGUUGGAUACCUUUGGACAGGUUUAAUAUCAGCUCAUAUCAAGUGAUCAGAGAAAGUUUAUCACUUUUAAGAAAUAAGCGAUCUGUCAGUGAAAUAAUCAUAUGUUCUUUAAACAUCACAUCUCAAUCAACUACUACUACUUUUCAAUGUACUGAUACAUCUGUAAAACCAUAUCAAAAAUAUCGCUAUCGUAUUUAUGGAUAUAAUGAUCAAACAAUAAUAGAAAGUGAUUGGGUUGAAGUCACAACUGCUGAAAGUGUUCCAGAGUAUGUUUUGAAACCUAAUUUAACUGCAUUAGUAGGCCCCAGUGUUUAUAUACAAUGGUUUGUACCUCCUAUACCAAAUGGGUUGAUUCAUCAUUAUGAAGUUGUUAGGAAUGGUUCAUUUAUUAUUAGUACAUUUAUGCUAUCAUAUAUUGAUAUCAAUAUUCUACUACCCAAUAUGCAAUAUGAGUAUAAAGUAAAAGCAUGUACAAAUGUUGGUUGCACCCUAUCCCCCCCAUCAAAUAUCACAACACUAAGUUUAAUUGCAGGAAUAAUUUCACCGCCAUUUUUAACAGUUAUAAGCUCUUCAAUUAUAAAAGCAGAAUGGCUAACACCAAAUAACUUAUCUAUUGAUAUUGCUAAAUAUCGUUUAUUUAUGAAUAAACAGUUUACUCCCAUAUUUGAAGGCUAUGCAUUUGUUUUUACUGUUGUAGAUCUGAAACCUUUUACUAGAUAUUUGUUCAAUAUUGCAGCAUGUUCUUAUAUAAACUGUUUUAUUAGUAUCACAGUUGACGCAUUCACAAAAGAAGCUCCUCCAGAAUAUUUACGUGCUCCAUUUUUUGAUGUUCUUGGAACACAUUUUAUUGAAGUGCGAUGGACUGCUCCUUCUAAGCCAAAUGGCAUUAUCUUAUUUUAUAUUUUGAAACGUGAUAAUCUUGUUUUAUACAAUGGUACUGGUCUGAAUUAUAUUGAUUACAAUAUUUAUCCAGCUUCAAUAUAUAGUUACAAAGUAAUUGCUUUUAAUUCAGUUGGUUGGGUGGAAAGUAAACUAGCUUUUGUAAAAACUUCGGAGGAAACUUUCUCUGCUCCUUUACUACAAGCCAUUUCAUCUAACGAAGUAAAUGUAACAUGGUUACCAUGGUUACCACCAAAUGGUUCUAGUUUGUUAAUAACAUCAUACAAAAUUAUGUAUGCUGAUAUUGAAUUCAAUGUUGGUAUGGUGUUUCAAUACUUAGCCAAAAAUCUGACACCAUAUACAAAGUAUGAUUUUCAAAUAAAAGCAUGCUUCAAGUCAGUCACAGAUACACAGUCAGGGGGCUGUGUGACUAGUGCAACAGCUACAAUAACAACUUUAGAAGCAUCUCCUGAAAAUCUAAGGGCUCCAUACUUUUUCAGCGAAGAAAUUCGUAGUAAUAGUAUUAUUGUGCGAUGGGAUUACCCACUCAUACCAAAUGGUGAAAUUAUGUUUUGCGAACUAUUUAGAAAGAGAAAUGAUAUCAUUCAAUUGUAUAAAGGUCUAUCAACAUUAUAUCUAGAUAAUUCAUCUAGCGUUGUUCCAAAUACUCGCUAUGAAUAUAAAGUAUCUUGUAAUAAUAGCAUUGGUGGGAUUUCUAGUCUUUGGUCUGCUGUAUCUACAAUAUCUGCUGAUGACACUAUUUUAUUGAUUGUUACUAAUAAAACUGCAACUUCUUUUGCUUAUGAAAUUAUACUUACAAGCCAACUUAUGUCUCCAAUAAAAACAUAUUUAAUUGAGAUUAGAAAUUUUAAAUUUAAUAUAACUACAACUAAUCAACAAGGAAAUGUUUCUGACCUAAAACCAUAUACAGAGUACACAGUGCGCGUAUAUGGAUGUAAUGAAGUUGGGUGUUUAGUGGGCAAAUUUAUAACAUUCCAGACUGAUUCUGCUGCUCCUCAAGGCUUUGAUUUUCCUCCUGAACUUGUUUCUAUGACUUCUCGUGAAAUUGAAAUUAAAUGGUCAGUGCCAAAGUACCCAAAUGGAAUAAUUAUUCAAUAUAAUGUACUUUUAUACCAUCCUUGUCCUCAGCUCUCCAACCAAAUAAAUUGUGUAGUUGAAUCCAAUAUAUUUUCUUCUGGUAUAUUACAGACAUAUAAGCUAAAAUAUUUAACCCCGUUCACUGAAUAUGAAAUUAAAGUAAUUGCGUUGAACUCUAUGGGUAGUACUAGUUCUCAAGUACUUAAAGUCACUACAGAAUCAGAAGUCCCUGUUGUUCUUCAGCAACCAUUAGUUUAUCUAGCUAGUAACGACCAAAGUACUAUUAUUGUUUCAUGGGCUAAUGUAUUUGAUUUACGCAGUAGAUUAAUUGGAUAUUUUGUUACAGAAAAUAACCUAUUAGCAUACAGUGGAACAAGUGCAACGAACUUGACAAGACCGAAUCGCCCCCCUGCCUAUUAUUCAUACGUGGUUACAGCUGAAACGUUUGUUAAUAAUACUCCAGUUAAAAUUUCCACCUCAAGCGUAGGCGUAUUAGUUGGCAACAUCCCGACAGUCGUCCCGACAACUAUCACAACAACCGGUGCAAUUACACCGUCAGCUGGAUUGCAGAGUAACAAAAUAAUGUGGUAUCAGACUGUAUGGUUUCUAGCUUUAUGUGCAUUUGUUUUUGUUCUUUUCGUAUUUGUUAUUAUUGUUUGUUGUUGCCGUGGAUACAGAAAAAACAAGUCUGUGUACGUCCGAGAACGUCAGCCAUUGCCUAUGAAAUUUAAGUACAAGUCGCGAGCGUCUUCGUUAAACGAAUUUACGAGUCCAGAAUGUCGCAGACAAUCAGGUUUUGAGCGUUGCAGUGACGUACCAAUGAGUCGCAAUUCUACACCGAGACGUGGUUAUUUUAAGGAAAUUAACUCCGAAAGAAAUAAUAACUAUUGUGAUGACGAUCUUAUAUGGCAUAUGGAAGGCAGUAGAAGAGAUUUAGAUUCAGGGCUGUAUGAUGAUUUUGAUCCGGUGAACUUUGAAAAUGAAUUUGAAGAACAACCCAUCAGAGAUCGUACAUUCACAACGAAUCGCCAAUCGGAAAGAUUUAUACUUCCAGAUACUAGACUUUAAAAUAAUUUAUUUAUUUAUAUUUUUUUUUUACUAUAAUAGGAUUAAUAAUUUAUAGAGAUUUCAAAAGAAAUAUUUAUUUACAUUUCAAAGUAGCCAUUGAUAUUUUUUAACAAUUUUUUAACUUGGAUAUUUAAAUCACGCGAGAGUAUCAACAUAAUAAUUGUAAAUUUUUCAGAAUAUAUUUAUAAAUUUAAAA
Molecule: messenger RNA, 15827 nt
Organism: Hydra vulgaris (swiftwater hydra)
Lineage: Eukaryota; Metazoa; Cnidaria; Hydrozoa; Anthoathecata; Hydridae
Product: usherin
Biological process (GO): animal organ morphogenesis; tissue development
Cellular component (GO): basement membrane
Molecular function (GO): protein binding
Source: RefSeq, a predicted model, not a curated record